ACACUUUCAGCGGAACAAUCGCACAGAAAAUAAACCCAAAUGCCAUUUCAUUCGAAAUCUCUCGUACAUGCGCUAACCACCGCAGUGGCGGCACCCGGACAGCAGACAGGUCUGGGACGGCUGCCCAGUGGGCUUGGGGUCGGUCAAACUCAAAAUGGCCAUGACGUCUUGAUUCAAGUUGGACGUCACAUCGCAUCGUCCAGAGAACAGACCCGAAGGCACCCCACAUUCAGGUAG
This is a messenger RNA of Podospora pseudocomata, 237 nucleotides long. RefSeq lists its product as uncharacterized. Bases 40 to 237 code for a protein of 65 amino acids. The transcript is spliced from 2 exons. The record is from RefSeq and is a predicted model, not a curated record. NCBI's taxonomy places the organism in Eukaryota, Fungi, Ascomycota, Sordariomycetes, Sordariales, Podosporaceae.